Molecule: messenger RNA, 543 nt
Organism: Arachis duranensis
Lineage: Eukaryota; Viridiplantae; Streptophyta; Magnoliopsida; Fabales; Fabaceae
Exons: 1
Coding region: 1-543 (180 amino acids)
Molecular function (GO): RNA binding
Source: RefSeq, a predicted model, not a curated record
AUGGGUAAGGUUAGAGGUCAGAUCAAGGAUCCUAGGGUUUGGAACAGAAAAGAGUACCGAAAACUAGAGGAUGAGUCGUUCACAAUCUUCUUGGAUAAUCUCCCGGAAGACGUUUCGAAGAGAGAAUUGUUUCAACUGUUCAGUUGGACUGGCCGCAUAAAUGAUAUUUACCUGUCAAGAAAACAAAAAGCGGGCAGUAUAUACAUGUUUGCGUUCAUACGGUACACCACAAAGGGAGGGGCAUUGAAGGCUAUAACAGAAAUAAAUCGUAUGAAGUUGAGAGGAAAGGUGAUGUUUGUUGGAGAAGCUAAGUACAGGCGAUCAUUGGGUACGACAGACGGGAAAAAGAUACAGCCAGUAGGUGGUAAUCAAAGUGGAACGAGUCGUAAACCACAACGUGAAAGAGAGGCUGCCCAAAUAAUACCGACUAGAUACCCGACAGAUGCAAGCAAGGACAAAAAGGUCAAAGAUCCACAUGGAAAUGGGUGGACGAAGAAAUUGGAAGUGGCUGUGGCGAAAGAUAACCUAGACUGGCUACAGUAA